UUCAGCACUUGUCUAUUGAUCAGAAAUCAUGUCAGGAAGAGGCAAAGGAGGAAAAGGUCUUGGAAAGGGGGGCGCCAAGCGUCACAGGAAAGUCCUUAGAGAUAACAUCCAGGGUAUUACCAAGCCCGCCAUCCGUCGUCUUGCACGUAGAGGUGGAGUCAAACGUAUCUCUGGACUCAUUUACGAGGAGACCCGUGGUGUGUUGAAAGUUUUCCUUGAGAACGUGAUUCGUGAUGCUGUCACCUACACCGAGCACGCCAAGAGAAAGACAGUCACAGCCAUGGAUGUUGUCUACGCCCUCAAGAGACAGGGACGCACCCUUUACGGAUUCGGUGGUUAG
This is a messenger RNA of Ostrea edulis (European flat oyster), 340 nucleotides long. RefSeq names its product histone H4. Bases 29 to 340 code for a protein of 103 amino acids. NCBI's taxonomy places the organism in Eukaryota, Metazoa, Mollusca, Bivalvia, Ostreida, Ostreidae. The transcript has a single exon. The record is from RefSeq and is a predicted model, not a curated record. Gene Ontology annotation, molecular function: DNA binding; structural constituent of chromatin; protein heterodimerization activity. Gene Ontology annotation, cellular component: nucleosome. Gene Ontology annotation, biological process: nucleosome assembly.